Messenger RNA from Anoplophora glabripennis (Asian longhorned beetle), 5483 nucleotides. It is a transcript of the gene fus, whose product is annotated as RNA-binding protein fusilli. The record is from RefSeq and is a predicted model, not a curated record. Gene Ontology annotation, biological process: regulation of RNA splicing. NCBI's taxonomy places the organism in Eukaryota, Metazoa, Arthropoda, Insecta, Coleoptera, Cerambycidae. The coding region runs from base 730 to 2814 and encodes 694 amino acids. The transcript is spliced from 12 exons. Gene Ontology annotation, cellular component: nucleoplasm; ribonucleoprotein complex. Gene Ontology annotation, molecular function: mRNA binding.
CCUCCCAUUGGCCCGCUCAGGUAAACCAGUAUACGCGGCCCCAUCGCACGUACACGGGAAAUUGAGGCUACCAGAUACCUGUCCAGCAAAAUUACUCGAAAACUUAUAAACUAAGACAGUUACUUGUCAAAUGUGAAGAAGGCUGUGAACGUUAUCAUACAAUUGACGAGAUUCUCGAUUGUUCACGUCGCGAAUUACGGAUACCUGUUGAUUUAGAACGAAAUUUACAGAAAAGUGCAACGCCGCCUCGAUAUUUGUGUUUGGUGACAGUGAAUGGUUUUCUGUGUUUUGUAGCCACAUUCUGUGACGAUUUUGUGUUGAUAUUAAAAGAAACGUUAAGGUACUCCUCGAUAUUCCCGUUUUUUUUUACUUCGCGCCCGAUAAGACAUUAGAUUUACGCAAAAAUACUCCAGCUUUAUAUAUCCCAUAGUCAUACUUGUUGUUGUGAUAUUUAUUGUUAAUCCGUGUGUCCUCGAACUGAAAAAACUUAGGUUAAGUUAAGCAAAUACUGUGAUUUUAAAAUAUAAAGGCAUAUAUACCGGCAAUAUUUAUUUCUAAGCACUGUAAGAACUCAGAAACUCCAUAAAACGUAUUUAUAUUUACCGUUCUGAACCAACGGAUUUCACCUAUUCGUGUUCAACAGGUGUCACGUGGCAAAAUGUCGGAUUGUUUAUAAUUUAAUCGUAAAUAUGUGGUUCUAGUUCGCGUUCUCGGCAAUAUCCUUCGCAAAUGAGCAUUAAGGGCUUGAACAUGAUAGGGCCCCACCAUAUAUGUAUCCUGUAUGUGGCCACAGCGGGUCUCCAAGGGCCCCUUAUGGGAUCCGACGAGCAGGAGAUCGUACUUCUCAUUUACGUGAUCGUGGAUGUGAUUCAAAACAAGAUCGUGGGGGUCCAGCAGUAUCCAAUCAGGCCACAAACGGCCGAUGUGAACGAGAACAUCCUAUCGGAACAGUUGACUUCCGAGUCAGUCUUGACCGACGAACUCAUCAAGUCAAGCGGAAGGCAGAUCGAGGACGCUUUGAACGAGUUUGACGCUUACUGUAAUAGUUUACACAUAGACCCCCACAAUGCUGGUUUCCGGUUGAUAACUGACGGACAGCUACCCCUCAGGCAAUGUCUCCAUCCAGAGGCAUGCAGGAAAGAUAUAGAUCUGCCCCUUUACUACAGCAAGUUCCAUGACCUUAGGAAAGAAGUAGCCAGGUUUACAGGGAAAUCGGACGACCCGCCGCAAAGUGUGGCAGACAUGUUAGAAUGUUUACAAAUAAAGCCAGAAAGCGAAAACGAAUUCUACAAAAAAGAAGCGAAAGACAUGGUGAACGUUGUACAAAGACUACUUUUAGAAGGGUAUAGAUUUGAUGCACCGGAAGCUAUAAAUUUGACGUUAGAGCCAGGAAUAUGUUCGAAAGACGAUGAAAUAGAUGGCAAUUGUGUGGUGAGAGCUAGAGGACUACCUUGGCAAAGCAGCGACCAGGACAUAGCGAAGUUUUUCAGGGGCUUAAAUGUUGCAAAGGGCGGCGUAGCUCUUUGUCUUUCGGCGCAAGGGAGACGGAACGGAGAGGCUUUAGUUCGAUUCGUGAGUCAAGAGCACAGGGACAUGGCCCUCAAGAGGCACAAGCACCACAUCACCAACAGGUACAUCGAGGUGUACCGAGCGUCGGGAGAUGACUUCCUCUCGGUGGCAGGGGGUUCCAGCUGCGAGGCGCAGGCCUUUCUAUCCAGGGGAGCGGCCGUUAUCGUCAGGAUGAGGGGGCUGCCCUACGACUGUACGGCGAAGCAAGUUCUGGAUUUCUUUGCAUCUGGAGAAAAUUCCUGUUCUGUAUUGGAUGGGAACGAUGGGGUUCUCUUUGUGAGGAAGCCUGAUGGCAGAGCCACAGGUGAUGCCUUUGUACUUUUUGCCAGUGAAUCUGACUCUCCUAAAGCUCUCUCCAAACACAGGGAAUGUAUUGGUUCCAGAUACAUUGAACUGUUUAGAUCUACCACGGCUGAAGUUCAGCAGGUCUUGAAUAGGUCGUUAGAUCCUAAAAAUUUUGAAACUCCGGCACCGUUAAUCCCUCAACUACCCCAAUUGGCUUUGCUGCCACAACACAUUAUUACUUCUGGGACCCGAAAAGACUGUAUUAGGUUAAGAGGACUGCCCUAUGAAGCCCAAGUUGAACACAUACUGGACUUUUUGGGAGAUUACGCCAAAAAUAUCGUUUUCCAAGGUGUCCACAUGGUGUACAACGCUCAGGGGCAGCCUAGUGGGGAAGCAUUUAUCCAAAUGGACUCUGAGCAAUCGGCAUUCAUAACAGCGCAACAGAAACACCACCGUUACAUGAUAUUCGGAAAGAAGCAGAGGUACAUCGAAGUGUUCCAGUGUUCCGGGGAAGACAUGAAUCUCGUACUGACCGGUGGCAUCCCCACCUCCGUCUCACCAACUAAAGCCGCACCAGCUCUACUCAGCCCCGGCGGUAAUAUCUUACCAACACCACCGUUCCACCCUGGACCAAACUUCUCUGGUUAUGCUCCAGUACAGUUAGCUGCCGCUCCAAUUGGUCCUCCAAGACAGUUCUUGCCACCACCCAUAUUUUAUUGGCCAUAUCCGAGCCCUCCAGUUUCUCCAACAAAUUAUUACCCUACCAUGCCCCCACCUGGAGCCUUGCCACCACAGCAGCCUCAACAGCAAAUGAUACCACCAGAAUGUGUAGCUCUACCCCAAAUAGCACCUAUGCCAGCGAUAGACGCCAGGCUAAUGGCCGAAGGAAUGCCCAGACCUGAGGCAGAUAAAGCCAGACAGAAUUUUGCACCAAAUCAGUAUGUGGAGAUUAUAAUUUAAAAUUUAUUGAAAAUACUUGUUACUAUGCACCAGUCUUGCAGUUUUAGGUGGAAAAUUCCUGAUUGAGAGGGAAGUAAAAUUUGACAUAAUUGUAAGUUUUUAUCUGCACAUAUCAAAUGUCUAUAAUAGGAUGUAUAGAUAUAUAUAGUUAUUAUUUAAAUUAAUAUAUUACAGAUUAAUAUAUUUUGUUUGUUGACAUAAAUUAUUUAUGUUUUUAAAAUUUGUUUAUAUAUGCAAGAUCAGUUUAUUAUCACUAGAUUAUAGUCACCUAAAAGGUUUUAUCAUAGCGAUUUGAAUAUUUUAAGAAGCAGACUGCUUGAGAUCAUUUGGAGGAACAUUUUUGUUUCAAAAAAUUUUAGAAGGUAGUGAGUAAAGUAUUGAUUUAAUGUAUAAAUUAUCAUAUGAAUGGCAUACUGUUAUAUUUUAUACAUUUGUAUUUCAUCGCUAACAUGUCGCAUUUAAAAAAAUUGAAGAUUAUCGAUAAUAUUGACCUAAUUCAUAAUAAUGAAAGGUUUUAAGAAUUGAACUUACCAAAAAUUAAUUUUAUUAAAUCAUGAUGUUAACAUUUUAUAUUUUUCAUGUUAAUUCUUCCAAUAAACCAAUAACUUGUUCAAGUAGUUAACAAUUAUUGCUUUUACUAAUUUUUUAAACAAAUCGGUUGGUUAUUACAUAUACCAAAUAAAGUUUAAUUAAAUUAAUUCAUUGAAAUACUUAAUUUGAAAUAUUUUUUUCGGUAAUUUUAUAAACUCACGCUUUUAACUGAAAACCUUCUAGUGAAAACUAACAUCAAGGAAGUAAAGUAAUAAUUUAUCGGAUAAUGAAAAAUAUAUAAAAAUUUUUGACAAAUAAACAUUAAACUUUAUAUAUGCAAUAGUUUUACAUUUAUGUUUAAUUUCGGAGGAACGUAACAUUACAUGUUAAAAAUGCAAACACACAAAAAUAUUAAAACUAAUAUAUUUUGUCUGAUUUCAUUUUUUAACUCGUGAAGUUAUACCCCGUUUCUUUGCAAAACACAUAAACAACUUCGUGUAUUUUUAAAUACAUACAUGUUCUAUUGUCAAAAAAUAUAUUUUUAUUAUAAUGAGAAAUUUAAAUCCUAAAACUAAACACUGACACAUAACUACAAUUAGUGAUAAUGCAAAUCUGGUGACAUGUAUAAAAAAAACAAGCAAUUUGUGAGGAUACCUACUUCUAAAAUAUUAGCAUGUCUGUAUCACAGAAAUAAUGAAAAAAACUAGUAUACUUAUUUAGGUGCAUGAUAUUUUACUAUGUAUACAUAUUUCCCACUAUACUGGAAGAUAUUGAUGUUAAAAUCAUUUCCAAAUAUAUAGAUAUCUUCAAUUUUUUUCCAAAAAUACAUGUCAUACUUAUAUUUUUCGUAGUGUAGAAUAACAACGUUACUGUUUAAUUGCUCAAAUAAAAAAUAUCAUAUUUAUUAAUUCCAUAAAGAAAGAAAUUGGUAUAAAGGUUUUGUACUUUUGUAAAUAAUUAAAAAAAUAAAUAUAAAGUAACCAGAAUUUCUGUUAAUGAAGUUGCUUUUGGUUAUAUGUCAUAUUUUUGAAGCGAAAAUGGCUCCAGUCCUUUUAGACAAUAUAGUUAUCAAAUAAUAUUGAUUUUUUUACAGGCAAUUUUAGUAAUCAUUUUUUAAUUUAGAAUAUGUAACGUAACAUACUUAAAUAAUUAAAUACUUGACUAGCUUGAGUAUUUUAUUCGAGACAACAAAAUUUGCUUCGUCUUCCAUUUUAGAAUAGAACUUGUGAUUGUUUUAUGUUUAGCAAAAGAAUUAGCCUCGCUUUCAUGCUUAACAUUAAUUGUGAUUUUUUUUGUUGUUGUAGUAGUAAACGCACACAUUGUGUCACUGCAAUAUUAUACAAUUCCUAUUACAACGAAAUAGUCUUUUUGCAUGAGGUUAGUUACUAUUAUACUAGAAGAAUAUUUAGCUACAUUUUAAUCAAUGCUCAAAAUUAGUAGUAAUGUGCAAUAAUAUAAGAUUUGAUAGAAUUAUACUUAUAUUAGUGAUCCGCAUUAGUCAAACUGACUAUAAAUAGUUAUUUCUAUUGUUAAAAUGUUUAUGAUAGUUUUAUUUAGAAGUGUUGAAAGAAAUGACCUGGUUUAAAUUACAAAAAAUAUAUAUCUCUUCCAGUUAGGAGUCUAAAUAAUCAAAAUACAUGCAAGGCAACAAAAUUAUUGCGGGAAAUCUUAUCGUACGCUGUAAUUGAUAUAUACAUAUAAACACUUCCAAAUAAAGCUUAUAGUUUGUUAAAACGUAGUCAUAAAGUUUUUUAAUCCUUUAUUCUCGUCAGAUUUUUCAAAUCUGGCUGAAAUUAUUAGUCGACUAUAGUGUACCUACCUAUAUAUCUGCAGUUAGUAUAAGGACUUUUUUGAAUGACAUUAUUUUUUAAGUAAUUAUAAGAUCUAAAAUUGUUAUUUCUUGUGAUUUACUGUUCUGUUUUUAAGGACAUAUAAGGAAUGGUAAUUGUUUACAAUAAUAAAAGUCGCAUACAGUGUAAGUUAUCCAAAAGUGUACCUUUUUUAUGUGGAAGAGUUGUGUGAGUGUGACUUUCAUUAAAGUAAAUAAAUUCCAUGAAAUUAGUUUAUAUAAAUCUACUUCGAUUUAUACUGUUUUUGUUUUCAUAUUAUAAUAGACAAUAAAAGUAUCACUUGUUAAA